Messenger RNA from Knipowitschia caucasica, 1203 nucleotides. Lineage: Eukaryota; Metazoa; Chordata; Actinopteri; Gobiiformes; Gobiidae. The record is from the annotation of a GenBank genome assembly.
AUGGCGACUGACGCCUACCAUUCUCCUCAUGCUGCUGUCCCUCCGUCUGUGCAACCUAUGACUCCAUCCGCGAGGACAAUUCUUAAAAUGUUUGGCGAAUAUCAGAGCAACGAAGUUAUCAAGGAACACUAUAAUUUCACUGGCAAACUGGAGAAUAGAAACAAAGAGGGCUUAAAACCAGAGUCCAUUGUGUUUUUGCUGGUCUGUCUGCUUAUUGUGAUUGAGAAUGCUAUUGUUCUGAUUGCAUUAUGGAGAAAUAAGAAGUUCCACGUUCCCAUGUAUUACUUACUGGGAAAUCUGACUCUGUCCGACCUGCUGGCAGGCUUUACUUACAUGGUCAACAUCAUCACAUCGGGCGCCAAUACUUUAAAAAUGACCCCUGUACUUUGGUUUUUAAGAGAAGGUGGGGUCUUCAUAAUGCUUGCUGCUUCUGUUAUCAGCCUGCUCGCCAUCGCAAUCGAACGCCACGUAACCAUGGUGAGGAUGAAGCCGUACCAAGGAGACAAGCAAGGCCGAAUGUUUGCUUUGAUUGGAGCAAGCUGGGUGCUGUCAAUUUUCCUCGGAGUUCUUCCCAUACUUGGCUGGAACUGUAUCGGGAGACUAGACCAGUGCUCCACAGUUCUACCGCUUUUUGCCAAAAGUUACAUUCUCUUUGAUGUAACAGUUUUUACAGCUAUAUUAAUGUCGAUUGUGGUUUUGUACGUGAGAAUCUUUCGCAUUGUCAAGACCAACACGCAACGUCUCGGCUCCGGUCCCCAAAGAAAAGGCCUGUACCGCAAGUCCCAAAAGUACAUGGCACUACUCAAGACGGUGACGAUCGUUUUGGGGGUUUUCAUCGCGUGUUGGUCGCCUCUCUUCAUUCUGCUUCUGCUGGACUUUUUCUGUCCGAUCAAAAGUUGCCAAGUGCUCUUCAAAGCGGACUAUUUCCUGGGAGCCGCCAUGUUCAACUCGCUCCUCAACCCGAUUAUUUACACACUGACCAGCAAAGACAUGAGACGGGCCAUUUUGAGGUUGCUCUGCAGACACUGCCUGAUGACCAAAGACGGACAAGUGAAGAAGAUCGGCAUCCCCUUUCUGGAAUGUAGCACCAGUAAAGCAGAUGCAGCCUCUCACCGGUUAGAAGGCUUGGAGACCACUGUGUCCUCUGGGAACUUCACACCGUCCACCAUUAAAGCCAUCUACCCCAGGAUAACCAAAUCAUGA